GCGGUCUUCAAAACUGACUGCUUGCUUGCUAACCAGUGUAGCUCCGGCCCUGGACUCUCUUACACCGAAAACGAGAUGGGCCGCAAAAUGUUGGUUUCUUUGGUUUUUGGUUUGUUUUUGUUUCAGCUGAUACUGGCCACGCCGACUGUUUCUAGCAAUCCAACCCAGCUUCCAGCAAAUUUUAUUCCAGCUCCCUCGGAAGGCAGCAGUCUCACCAAACACACGCACAUGUUUCCCUUGCUCAGAGAAAAAAGACAAGUUAGACAAGGUGGCUGCCAAAAUGCCAGCGAAUUUGCCUGCUACUCUGGAGAGUGUGUGGCGCUUAGCUCUAUUUGUGACGGCACCCAGGAUUGCGGAGACUGGAGUGACGAGACUUACGCGCUUUGCAGAACUGCUCAGUGUCCCAAUUACGCGUUUCGAUGCAGCUAUGGCGGCUGCAUAGAAAAAGAGCGCGCAUGUGAUGGAAACAUGGAUUGCUGGGACAAUUCUGAUGAACUUUUGCCCCGGCGCCAGUGUGUGUCAACACCAAAGCCACAAAACCCACUACUCAAACAGCAAUGCGAGAGCAAUAAUUCAGGAUUUGGUUGCUUGGACGGCACUUGCAUUGAAGGGGAAAAAGUGUGCGAUGGAAAUAUUGACUGCCCGGACGGCUCUGACGAAACUGUGACCCAGUGCAGAGCGGUCAGAUGCCCUUCUAACACAUUCCGGUGUCAGUAUGGUGGCUGCAUCAAUAGAGAUCUUCGCUGCAACGGUCAGCAGGACUGUGCCGACAAUUCUGAUGAGGACGAUUUCCUGUGCGGCUGCAGGGUGCCCAAUUUUCCAGAGAAGUCAUUUUACAAUGUGCUUGGCUGCCCUGGAGACAGACUGGGACAGGCAAACCCGAAUGAUCCCAAUCUCUCUGAUAUUUGCAAGGGCUACCCUGGUGUUUCUUUAGCACCUCCCUACACAGGUAUCGGACUUCGCUGUGAACCUCCAUAUGAACUGCCCAACUCAAGGACGAGAGAAAAAGGAUCUGCCGCCGUUUCCUACUGCAUCAACGGUAAAUGGAGACCCAUUCUGCCGCUGUGUCGGGCGCCUCCACCUCGCCCGCAAGUCAACACCCCAAAACCUGUCACCAGACCAGGUCCUGUGUCAUCCAGACCAGUACAGGGCAACCGACCUGUGACUCCUGUGCCUGUGGUUGCACCUGUUACUGCACCAGCACCUGUUGUUGCAGCUGGCCCCAAGAAAUGUCCUGCUUUAAUUUUGGAAACUGUGGAGCCAGAGUGCUUCCUGCAAGGUCGCAGAGUCACCUGCCUUGACCCUGUUGCCAUUGGCACUGAAGCAAGGCUCAGUUGCAAGGCAUUCCAUUCUGCUGAGCCUGAUUUCACCAAAAUCACCUGCAAAGACACUGGAUCCUGGAAUAGGGAGCCAUUUAAAUGCAAACCAGAAUGUGGAGAGCGCGUGCCAAAGGGACAGCUCUUUGUUGUGCAAGGUCGGGAGGCUGAAGUCGGGCAGUUCCCCUGGCACGCUGGAGUUUAUUACAUCAAGGAUUUGAAGUCCCCGGAUCCUCCGAAAUUCUGGUGCGGAGGUUCACUCGUUAAUCGAAACCUUAUCAUAUCAGCGGCUCACUGUUUCUGGGACGAGGCGCUUGGAAAACCUCGCGCCGCCGAUAACUUCAAAAUUGGUCUUGGGAAAUUCUUCCGAGACUGGACUGCCAAAACUGAUUACACUCAGCUAAGAGACAUUCGGCGCAUUGACGUGCACCCUGACUACCGAGGCUUCUCCAGGUCGUAUGUGGCUGACAUUGCAGUUGUUUGGAUCAAGGAACAAGCAAUUUUCACGCCAUUCGUGCGGCCGGUGUGUGUCGACUGGCAAAAUACGUUUGAAAGGGAGCAACUGGUUCAAGGAAAUGUUGGGCAGGUUGCUGGUUGGGGCAAGGACGGCAAUGGCAGCCUCACCAAUACCCUGCAGUUCUUAGAAGUUCCCUAUGUCGAGUACUCUCAGUGCGAGAAAAUUGUGCCGCCUGAGUUCAAACCUCUCAUCACAACUGACAAAAUAUGCGCUGGGUACACCAAUGGAUCAAGCGUGUGCAAUGGAGACAGUGGCGGCGGUCUCACGUUUGAAAAGAACGGACGUUGGUUUGUGCGCGCCAUCGUGAGCGUGGGUCCUGUGAAGCAAGGCGCUGGCACUUGCAACCCCAAUCAGGUCACCGCGUACACUAGGCUCUCAGUGUACCGAGACUGGAUUGAGGACAUGCGUGAUAGCGAUUCGACAUAAUAUGUUGAGUGCUACUUUUCUUAAUAAAAUACUCACUUGUUUUACUCAAUAAAUUUUUUAAUAAAAUUAA
Molecule: messenger RNA, 2329 nt
Organism: Cloeon dipterum
Lineage: Eukaryota; Metazoa; Arthropoda; Insecta; Ephemeroptera; Baetidae
Product: modular serine protease-like
Exons: 13
Coding region: 76-2259 (727 amino acids)
Biological process (GO): proteolysis
Molecular function (GO): protein binding; serine-type endopeptidase activity
Source: RefSeq, a predicted model, not a curated record